AUGCAGCGCCCUGUACACCUCAUCCGCUUCACGGAGCGUUCAAUUUCGUUGAGGGAGACAGGGUGCUCAACCCAGAAAUCCAAAAGAUGUCGUUCGAUCUAA
This is a messenger RNA of Ectocarpus siliculosus, 102 nucleotides long. NCBI's taxonomy places the organism in Eukaryota, Phaeophyceae, Ectocarpales, Ectocarpaceae. The record is from the annotation of a GenBank genome assembly.